Messenger RNA from Cantharellus anzutake, 2470 nucleotides. RefSeq lists its product as uncharacterized. NCBI's taxonomy places the organism in Eukaryota, Fungi, Basidiomycota, Agaricomycetes, Cantharellales, Hydnaceae. The record is from RefSeq and is a predicted model, not a curated record. The transcript has 7 exons. Bases 139 to 2136 code for a protein of 665 amino acids.
AUACAUCCCACCCAAUCCUGCCGUUCAAAGACAUCGAACGCUCCCACAGUAUUGUUUCGCUCCAUGCUUGGUUGCGUGCCUGGAUUGGUGUUACGUCAACCAUGAUGGCGUUGGGAUGGGCGUGCAUGAAGUUGGAUUAUGAUUUGGUCUCUGUCCUUGCGCGAUUGGGUGUGCUUUGGCACAGGAGUGCUUACCAAGAGGUCCUUGAACUCGGACGCUCAUAUGAACAUGUGGAUCAUCACAUUCGUGCAUGCUGCUAUAAUAAUAACACACCUGAGGACCUCUGCUCUCGACGCUGUAGAAUCGAUAGCUAACGAGUUGAGACGUUUAGAGAUUAGUGGUGGAAUGAUUAAAGAUGAUGUUGGGAUUGCCACAUUGAGACAAUCAAUAUUCGUCAUUGCCCAGUGCCUUGCGCACAUCCUGACACAGAGUGGUCAAAUGGCAAUCAGCCUGAUAGCGGCACGAACCUCACCAUUCCGGAACACACACCCGGCGACACAGUCUAUCGAGCCAGAAACCCUUGUCAGUUUGACUCUCGUGAGUCUCCAAGCCUUGGGGUUGUUAGUCAGGACAAUGUGCCUUUCCCGUAACCCGAUACCCCAGUCACCUUCCAUACGAUUCGCUCACAUGGAAGAGGCAUGCCUUACUAUUGUCUGUGCUUCGCUCCAGGCAGCUGAAGGAGAUGAAUCACCUCCAAAUCUGAUUAUGGACGUACUGGAAUAUUCAUUGGAAAACGCGUUGAUCUUGAUAAGUGCAAUCGAAGUCACAUUGGCAUUCUUACUUCGAGUGUUGGACGAAGCCAAAAAUGGACGGGUCCCGAUGACCAGCCUCGAUUACGGUCUCACAAUGGCUGCACCUGUCGUUUGGGAACUUCUCGCCCGGGCUCCAUCACAUCUACGAGCAUCGGCAAUCCAUGUAUUCCGCUCAUCUUCGCUAUCUGAUCUUAGUGCCUGGAUUGUUGAGCAGCAGCUGCUAUCGAUCCAGACAGCGGCUCGCACGCUUUCAUAUGCAACCCAAGGAGACGUUCGCGGGGAUUUGCUUAUUUCGCAUCUGGACUCGGGUCUAGCGUGCCUACAGUCACUGCAGCAGCAGCCUGACAGUUAUGGCGGAGUCCUCAUCGAUGAAGGAUUGGCACCGGUUUUGUCAUCUGCACUGAUGGACUUGUAUGAAGCUGGGAUUCAAUUAACGAGCGCUCAGUUGGUCUGCUUGAGACUUUGCGAAACCAUGAACUUACCUGGCCCGGAUUUGCCUGCCACUGUAGCUUUGACAAUUCUCCGUGGGUGCCGCAGUACCAGUCCCGUCGCUUCAGGCAUGGCGAAUAUCCACCACAGUCGGGCCGCGGUUGGCUCGCCGAACGUAGCCAGUGAUGGGAAGGUAGCUGCGUCGAUCCUCACCGAACUUGGCCAGCUUGUCAGUCUCUUAAUCUCGGAGGAUGGGCUGCAUGAAUUGGAGGAGCCUUCUGUAGUUGCAGAGGACAUCGUUGCGUUGAUUCAAUGGGGGAUUAAUAAUCAUGGAGCCUCGGGUACCUUCCAUGAAGGAUCUAACAAAUACUUUCAUACUUUAGUGUCUUGGAUGGCAGAUGUGUUACCGAUCGAGAAAUUGUCUGCACUGGACACCAUCACCGCCAACUAUUUGCCCCUUAAUGCAUCCCCAAUCUUGCUGCCGCCAAUUGCCACACAAGCUAGUCUCAGUACCUCCAUUACUGAGCUCAGAUAUGCUCUUGACCCCAGUUCCCCUACUUUACCAUCGACGCCCCUGCCGAACCAUGACAAGGACCAAUCCAGCAUUGACAACCCUGGGAUAAUGGCGAACCUUGUUUCUCCUCCGAUUCUACGAUCACCAAUAAUAAGCAUGGGGACAUUGCCCAAACGUUACUCGAACAAUGAUUUCCGUCAGAUACGUCAAGCCUCCAGCGCAUCCAGACCACCAUCCACCCACGUCGACGACUUCACUGCAAACGGGCUGGCAUCACCAUUACCUGAAUCGAUAAUCAUAAAGAUAACGAAGAUUGUACAAUAUAACAAUCCACAAUAUAACGAGCGAGCAGAAGAGUUGGGGUUUAAGACAACUGAAAAUGAUCAUGAACGUAAUGAACUGCGCAGUCGAGGAUGUGGGGAGUUUGCAGUCGAGAAAUAAUGGUCGACUUCGGAAAUCUCCGAAGGGGCACUCGGGGAAAAGGAAACAGGUGAUGGGGAACGGGGGGAUGACGGAGUGACUACACUGAGUCUCGAGCUCCCAAGAUGGAAUGUCCGCUUUCUUUUCGCCUUUGUAGGCUGUCGCUCAGGAGGUGUAUUAGACCCUUUGGUUUUUGAUAACUUUGCCAAGGGCUGUCUAUGAUGGGGAACGCUCCGCACGGUGAAAUGUUCAACAGAACGGGUAAACGGUGAAAGAGUAUGGUUGGACUGGCUGAGAACAGACAGUUGGGCAGCAUUAUGGGCACCAGGCAGGAGGGCAUCAUCAUUAGAGGGCG